AUGGCAUUAGCUGCAAAAGGCAAACUUCUAGCUAUUGGUAUCAAUCUCGGAACAACAUAUUCAUGCGUUGGCGUUUGGCAAAACAAUCACAUUGAGAUCAUACCCAAUGAGCAGGGCAACAGAACAAAGCCAUCCUAUGUUGCUUUUACAGACACUCGACGUUUGAUUGGUGAUGCCGCCAAAAACCAGGUCGCUAUGAACCCCAUCAACACUGUUUUCGAUGCAAAACGACUGAUUGGUAGGAAAUUCAGUGAUGCAUGUGUCAAGAAUGACAUGAAGCUAUGGCCUUUCAAGGUGCAUAGAGAUAUGUGGAAUAGGCCAAAGAUUGUGAUCAACUACAAGGGUAAGGAGAGGCAGUUUUCUGCUAAGGAGAUAUCUUCCAUGGUUCUCUAUAAGAUGCAUCAAAUAGUUGAGGCCUACCUUGGAUUGAUGGUAAAAAAUGCUGUUAUAACUGUCCCCGCAUAGUUUAAUAAUAUUGAACGUCAGGCCACAAAGGAUGCCGGUGUUAUCGCUGGUUUGAAUGUCAUGCGCAUCAUCAAUGAGCCAACAACUGUUGCCAUUGCCUAUGGUCUUGACAAAUUAUGCACAAAUGUUGGUCAAAAGAAUGUUCUUGUUUUUGAUCUUGGUGGUGGUACUUUUGAUUUUUCUCUUCUCACAAUAGAAGAGGGAGUUUUUGUGGUAAAAGCUAUUACUGGAAAUACUCAUCUAGGGGGUGAAGAUUUUGACAAUAACAUGGUGAAUCAUUUUGCCCAAGAAUUCAAGAGGAAGAACAAUAAGGACCUUAGCAAUAAUCCUAGAGCAUUGAGGAGAUUGAGGACAUCUUGUGAGAGAGCAAAGAGGACACUCUCUUCGAUUGCUCAAACCACAAUUGAUAUUGAUUCUUUAUUCGAGGAUGUUGACUUUUACACUGAAAUAACCAGAGCAAAAUUUGAGGAGUUCAAUAUGGAUCUCUUCAAAACAUGUUUGGAGCCUGUGAAGAAGUGUUUUUUAGAUGCUAAAAUGGACGAGGUUGUUCUUAUCAGUGGUUCUACUAGAAUUCCAAAGGUACAACAGUUAUUGCAAAACUUUUUUAACUGUAAGGAGCUUUGCAAGAACACCAAUCUUGAUGAAGUAGUUGCAUAUGGGGUCGCCGUGCAAGCUACAAUUUUGGACGGUGAGUUUGAGAAGGUCAAUGACUUGCUGUUGUUGGAUGUCACUCCACUUUCCCUCGGUGUGGAGGUUAUAGGAGGAAUUAUAUCUAUUAUCAUCCCAAAAAACACUACCAUUCCCACUGAGAAAGAAUGAACUUACACAACUACCUGUGAUAGACAAGAAGGUGUGACUAUUAAUGUGUAUGAGGGCGAAAGAACAAAAGUCCAAGAAAACAUGUUGUUGGGUACAUUUGAGCUUUCAGGAUUCCAUCCUGCUCCUAGGGCUUUACUUCAGAUUAAUGUUAGCUUUAAGAUCGAGGUCAAUGGAAUUUUGAAUGUCUCUGCAGAGGAAAAGCUAUCAAGUAAGAAAAAUAACAUCACAAUCAAAUAUAACAAGGGUGGGCAACCCAAUCAAAAUUAA
This is a messenger RNA of Rosa chinensis, 1551 nucleotides long. RefSeq names its product heat shock cognate 70 kDa protein 2. Gene Ontology annotation, molecular function: heat shock protein binding; ATP-dependent protein folding chaperone; misfolded protein binding. The record is from RefSeq and is a predicted model, not a curated record. Gene Ontology annotation, cellular component: cytoplasm. Lineage: Eukaryota; Viridiplantae; Streptophyta; Magnoliopsida; Rosales; Rosaceae. Gene Ontology annotation, biological process: protein refolding; cellular response to unfolded protein.